Budorcas taxicolor (takin) is the source of this 2968-nucleotide messenger RNA. RefSeq names its product zinc finger protein 408 (gene ZNF408). Lineage: Eukaryota; Metazoa; Chordata; Mammalia; Artiodactyla; Bovidae. Gene Ontology annotation, cellular component: nucleus. The record is from RefSeq and is a predicted model, not a curated record. The coding region runs from base 23 to 2176 and encodes 717 amino acids. The transcript is spliced from 5 exons.
GAAGGAGGCUUUCUGACCCGGGAUGGAGGCGACCGAGGAGCUGCUUUUGGGGAGGGGGAGACUGCAGUUAGCCCCCGACCCACGCCUGGGCCCGGACUCGGGAUGGAGCCCUCCCAGCGAAGGCUGUGCCCCGGGACUCAAAGACGUCCCGCCAGGACCGACCCGAGCCAUCCUCGCUCUGAAGAGCCUCCCCCGGGGCUUGGCCCUUGGCCCCUCACUCACCGCGGAACAGCGCUUGGGGGUCUGGUGUGUCGGCGAGCCCUUGCCGCCGGGACUGCUCUGGGGGCCGCUGGAAGAGGAGUCUGUCUCCGAGCAGAAGGCAAAUGGAGUGGAACCAAAGCGGAAGGAGGACGAGUCACUAGGCUCAUGGGGAGACGUGUGUGCUUGUGAGCAGAGUGCAGGCUGGACUAGUUUGGUGCAGCGGGGCAGGCUGGAGAGCGAGGGGAACGUGGCCCCAGUGCGGAUCGGCGAGAGGCUGCACCUGCAGGUGUCCCGGCUCGUGCCGCCAGGCUUUGAGCUGCGGCUGUGGCCCCAGCUUCUCUCCGAGGCCCCGAGCCCCACUCAGCCCAGGCUAGAGGAAGCGGCAUCCGCGGCGGCAGAAGUGGAGUCUGCCGUGCGACAGGAAGCGGCCUCCCCCGGGGAGGAUACAGCAGAAGCUUGCCCAGAUCCUGGUCACCAGUCACCCCCCAGCAUCCAAGCAGAGAGUGUGGUGAGCCCUGGACUUACACCCCAGACCCAGGCCCUGGUUCCUGAGGAGAGCCAGCCACUCGGCCUGCUGCCUGCAGAUGGCAGCAUGGACGAGGAGGACCUGCUGCAGACCCAGAUGCCACCUGAGCCUCAGAGCAGUUCUGCUCCCCAGCAGGGCCCUGCGAGGGGUGAGGCCAGUUCCUUCUCUUCUGACAGGGCCCCCCAGCUGUGUGCUCACCUGGUCAAGAAGUUGCGGAGCCCCAGCGGUCAGUGCCCACCCAGAGCAAAGACCUCAGAGCCCGGGGCCCAGGCGACUGGAGAGCCGCAGCGCCCUGGCUUCCCCGCACGCCUGCGGAGCCCCCCUGGCCCAGCGGGAGGUUCCCCGAAACAGGGCCGACGGUACCGCUGUGGGGAGUGUGGCAAGGCCUUCCUGCAGCUCUGCCACCUGAAGAAGCACGCGUUCGUGCAUACGGGCCACAAGCCCUUCCUUUGCACCGAGUGCGGCAAGAGCUACAGCUCAGAGGAGAGCUUCAAAGCCCACAUGCUGGGCCACCGCGGGGUGCGGCCCUUCCCCUGCCCACAGUGCGACAAGGCCUACGGCACCCGGCGAGACCUCAGAGAGCACCAGGUGGUCCAUUCCGGCGCUCGGCCCUUCAGCUGCGAGCAGUGUGGCAAGGCCUUCGCCCGCCGGCCCUCCCUGCGGCUGCACCGCAAGACGCACCAGGUGGCGGCGGCCCCCGCCCCGUGCCCCUGCCCCGUGUGCGGGCGGCCCCUGGCCAGCCAGGGCUCACUGCGGAACCACAUGCGGCUGCACACGGGGGAGAAGCCCUUCCCGUGCCCACACUGCGGCCGUGCCUUCCGCCAGCGGGGCAGCCUGCGCGGGCACCUACGGCUGCACACGGGGGAGCGCCCGUACCGCUGCCCGCACUGUGCCGACGCCUUCCCGCAGCGGCCCGAGCUGCGGCGCCACCUCAUCUCCCACACGGGCGAGGCCCACCUGUGCCCCGUGUGCGGGAAGGCACUCCGGGACCCUCACACGCUGCGCGCCCACGAGCGCCUGCACUCGGGGGAGAGGCCCUUCCCCUGCCCGCAGUGCGGCCGGGCGUACACACUGGCCACCAAGCUGCGGCGCCACCUCAAAUCCCACCUGGCCGACAAGCCCCACCGCUGCCCCACCUGCGGCAUGGGCUACGUGCUCCUGCAGAGCCUCAGGCGGCACCAGCUCAGCCACCAGGCCCGGGCUCCCGCCAGCCCACCCUGCGUGCCGCCCACUGCUCCCGAGCCCACCGUGGUGCUCCUGCAGGACGCAGGCAGCGAAGGGGAUGGCGCCCCGGCCGGGGACUUCUUCGAGGUCACCAUUUCCCAGGGCCAGGAGAAGUGCUUUGUGGCGCCUGAGGAGCCAGGCCCUGCCCCCGGCCUGGUGCUCAUCCACAAGGACCUGGCCAUCAGCGCCUGGGCGGAGGUGGUGGAGGUGGAGACAGGCAGCUGACAGCCUCGCCUUACCCCACAGAGCUCUGAGAGAGGCUUGGGUGUCUGAGCGGGGUGAGCUUCCUCUCCAGGCUCCUGAUAGAGACCAGUCUGUGAGAAGCAGGUCAGGGACUUCCCUUGCCGUUUCCAGACAACCACAUUGUUCCCCAAGACCCUUAGUAAGGUAAACCACUGAUGGGUGGUCUAUGAAAUUUUCCUGUCAGCCUACAGGGGAGCUUGUUCUGUCUGCCUCCCUGGGAACUCCUCGAGGUGCCUGUUUGAUCACCGUGGAGGUGGCCCUGUGCGGGCACUUAGUACCAGGUUCUGUCUCUCCUACCCAGCUCCCUGAGGGACGUGUACUUCUUUUUGGUCCUAAACAGGAUGACUCAGGGUUAAAAGGCCAGAGAGACUCAGCUCACCGCUCACAAGUCUCUGGGUCAGACUGAAGAUUAUUUUGGCAGCUUAUCUCCCCACCUAAGGGCUGUGAGGGUGGCUUCUGUUCUGUGCUGAGCUCACCAGACUCACCUUCUGCACCUUCUGUGCGUCUGGCCAAAGGCAACCCUGUGGAGGGAAAGAGCAAAGAACGAACGUGUGUGUUGGGUCAACACAGUGGGCCUGGCCUGCCUGAGUUGCUGGGGACACGGCUGUGAAUGAGGCAGAGGCGGUGCGCUUUGCAAGCGCAGGUCUGCAGGAACGAAGAGCACUGGGGGAGAGUUCAGGGGCCAGUGCUUCCCGUGCUGUGAGCCUGUUGGAUGGGGUGGGUCAGCUUGGCCUCAGGGAGGGCGCCCCCAGGAGAUGAUAAUAAACAUCCUUU